AUGAACCACAGAAAAAACUACGACAAUAUCUCAUUUUCGGUAAUCGAUAAAUACCAGCCGGUGCGUGUGCUUGGAUUUGGCACCUAUGGCGAUGUCCACGAGUUCCGCACGUACGUCAAUGGCGAAGCAGUGCCUGUCGCAAUCAAGCGCAUCAAGAGCGUGUUCGACAACGACAUUCAUGUUCGUCGAGCCAUACGCGAGCUGAGGAUUAUGCGUCAUUUCAGAGGCCAUCCCAAUAUUGUUCAAUUGCUGGACGCUGAUCUUGUGGCCACCCCGCCAUUUCAGGGCCUGUACUGCUAUCUCGAGCUCAUGGACACCGACUUGUCUUCGAUCAUUCGCCGGCCAAGCGAAGUGAUCACAGAGUGGUGUGUCGCGAAUGUAACAUAUCAGCUACUUUGUGCUCUCAAGUAUAUCCACUCUUCCAAUGUUGUCCAUCGUGACUUGAAACCUGGCAACGUUCUGGUGACCAGACAGGGGGUGGUAAAAAUAUGCGACUUUGGGCUUGCCCGAGGAGUAAUUGGUGAGAGCUAUGAUCGUGACAAGUACACUAACUAUGUUACCACUCGCUGGUACCGGGCGCCUGAGAUCAUUGUGUGUGUGGACAGCUACCACUACGGCCUAGAUAUUUGGGCCGUCGGGUGUAUAUUUGCAGAGCUCGUACUCAGAGAACCGCUGUUCCGAGGGAAAUCAUCACGGGAUCAGUUUAUUCUCAUCAGCCAGGGCCUCGGUGCUCCACCACUUAGUUGGUACGAAACCACUGCUUCACUGAGCACCGCAAAUAGAAAGUACGACCUCGCCGCGGUCAUCAUGCAGAUGCCUGGGGACAAGGCGCCUACUCCACUGCGCACACGGUUCCCGGGAAUGGAAAACGAACUUUUCUACGAUCUACUUGAACAAUUACUGGUGUACGAACCCGACAAGCGCCUAACUGCCUCGGAAGCCCUUGCCCACCCCUAUUUUACCGAUAUAGCCAAUGGCGAUGAAACCGAAUGUGAGCAGCUACUGGACUUCGACUUUGAGAAAAUCGGUCGAGAAAACCUGAAGCACUAUUUACAGAAAGAAGUGCAGCUAACCCGCGCUGUCGUACGUGGAUUCGCUACCUAA
Wickerhamiella sorbophila is the source of this 1104-nucleotide messenger RNA. RefSeq names its product Mitogen-activated protein kinase SLT2/MPK1. Gene Ontology annotation, cellular component: nucleus; cytoplasm. Bases 1 to 1104 code for a protein of 367 amino acids. The transcript has a single exon. Gene Ontology annotation, molecular function: protein serine/threonine kinase activity; ATP binding. Gene Ontology annotation, biological process: intracellular signal transduction; protein phosphorylation. NCBI's taxonomy places the organism in Eukaryota, Fungi, Ascomycota, Dipodascomycetes, Dipodascales, Trichomonascaceae. The record is from RefSeq and is a predicted model, not a curated record.